Dichotomopilus funicola is the source of this 987-nucleotide messenger RNA. Its product is annotated as putative aliphatic sulfonates-binding protein. The record is from RefSeq and is a predicted model, not a curated record. The transcript has a single exon. NCBI's taxonomy places the organism in Eukaryota, Fungi, Ascomycota, Sordariomycetes, Sordariales, Chaetomiaceae. The coding region runs from base 1 to 987 and encodes 328 amino acids.
AUGCGCCUUACCCGCCUCCUCCUCCCCCUCCUCCCCCUCAUCCCCCCCACAACCCCCCUCAACAUAGCCUGCAUCUCCGACUGGAUCGAACACACCCCUCUCUUCCACACCGCCCAACACCUCUACGCCGGCCCAGACGUCGCCACCCUCUCCCGCGGCGGCGUCGUCAACCUCAUCGACGGCACUUUCCCCUCUGUCGACCUCGGCGCCAACGCCGAAACCCAGGGUCUCAAACAAUACGUUCAACACCGCAAUAUCCGGCUUAUUGGGAUUAUUGUUGAGGUUCCCUACCGGCUUGUCGCGAAUACUGCAAGGGCGAAUAUCACGGCGCUAACUGAUUUGCGUGGGAAACGUAUUGGGACGAUUCCGGGUACGUCGGCGGAGGUGUUUAUUCGACAACUCCUCGCGACUGUGGGGCUGCAAGCAGGGACAGACUACCAAAUUGUUUCAGGCAACGUGUGCAUGCGUGAGCCAUGCGCGGCGGAUACGCUCCCGGAGCAACUGCGUGCAGGACAGAUUGACGCCUUCGGAAUAUGGGAGACGUCAGUGGAGUUAGGGGUGCGCGCGCUAGGGGGGUUGGUGGAAAAUGGGGGGACUGGGACGGCGGUAACGUUUCAGGAUUUGGAGGUGUAUCGGGUGUACAGUUUGUAUAGCACGAUGGAGAAACUGGCAGAUCCACAGACCCGGAAAAGGAUUGUGGCGUUUGUGAAGGGGUUGGCGCAGGCGUAUGAGGUGUUUAAGGCAGAGGGGGAGGAGGUCUUGGGAGAAGUUGCACAGAGGGUUGGGGUGGAUGGGGAUGUGUUGAAGGCGGUUUGGGGGGAUCAUCUGUGGGGGCCGGGGGACUUGGGGGACAGGUUGUUGGAAUUUUUGAAUAGGGAGGAUGAGUAUUUGGCGGGGGUGGAUAAGAGGCAAAGGUUGACGAAGGAGGAGUUGAAGACGUUUGUGGAUGCUAGUGUAUAUGCAGAGGCGGCUGCUGACUUGCAAUAG